This is a messenger RNA of Cyprinodon tularosa, 593 nucleotides long. RefSeq names its product golgin subfamily A member 6C-like. Lineage: Eukaryota; Metazoa; Chordata; Actinopteri; Cyprinodontiformes; Cyprinodontidae. The coding region runs from base 105 to 593 and encodes 162 amino acids. The transcript is spliced from 12 exons. The record is from RefSeq and is a predicted model, not a curated record.
CUUUGAAAAAAGAAGGACAGAGACUUCAGAGACAGUCAGUAUCAAGGUCCAGGUGCCAGCAGUGUGAACAACAUCAACAGGAGCACAAACUGAGACUAGCUGAGAUGGAGACAUUUUACAAAGACAAGCUGAAUGAGGAGAGAUCUGCAUUGCAGCAAAACCAAGAAGAACUGAUGUCAUUCAAAGAGAGAUUGGCUGAAUCAAUCAAACAGAACCAACGUCUUCAUGAAGAAAUAUCAACUUUGAAAAAAGAAGGACAGAGACUUCAGAGACAGUCAGUAUCAAGGUCCAGGCACCAGCAGUGUGAACAACAUCAACAGGAGCACAAACUGAGACUGGCUGAGAUGGAGACUUUUUACAAAGACAAGCUGAAUGAGGAGAGAUCUGUUUUGAAAAUAAAAGAAGAGGAACUGAAAUCUACCAAAAUGAGACUGCAGGAAAUUGAAAUGUUGCAUGAACAGCAAAAAAAGCAGAGACUUAAUGCAGGCAUGAAAUCAAGCUGCCUCAGGUGUGAAAAAAAUGAACAGGAUCACAAAGAACGAAUUGCUGAGAUGGAAACAUUUUACAGAGAAAAGCUCCAGCUGACAAAGUAA